Messenger RNA from Aphanomyces astaci, 639 nucleotides. RefSeq lists its product as hypothetical. The transcript has a single exon. Lineage: Eukaryota; Oomycota; Saprolegniomycetes; Saprolegniales; Verrucalvaceae. The coding region runs from base 1 to 639 and encodes 212 amino acids. The record is from RefSeq and is a predicted model, not a curated record.
AUGUCGGAGUUACGCGCACAAGGCCAUACCUUUGGAAACUAUCCCUACACCCUCCAUGCUACCGACGUCAAGUUCCAGCCCACCGAGCGACCGGCCGGACGCCAUGGCGAAGCCAAGCCGUACUUUAGUGCGAAGCACAAGUUGUACGGCUUGAAGAUUGAAGCGUCCGUCUCCCCCCAAGGCCUUCUUGUGGACAUGAGCGAAGCCCACCGUGGAGCCAUUGCGGAUCUGACCAUCAUGCGGUCACGCAUGGAUCAGCACGUUGGAGCCCUGGCCAAGUCGGACAACGAGCUCAGCAUUUUGGAUCAUGGGGAGCAAGUGGACACUUACCGAGGAAUGUGGGUGCUUCUCGUUGACAAGGGGUACUACGGCGCUUCGGUGGACGUCCGUGCAAUUCAUCCCAAGAAGAACCCGCCGCGUGGCAUGUUGGACCCUGAUGACGUCGUGGGGAAUCGUCGUGUGUCGUCCGAUCGUGUUGUGGUCGAAAACUUUUUCUGUCGUGUCUGCAGCCUGUGGAAGGUAUCUUAUGCUACUUUCACAUGGAGUACCAAGUUCUAUGAUGAGAUUCAGCGUCUCACGUUUGCAUUGACGAACUUUCAUGUAUCGUUGAUGCCUCUGCGGGAAGCGGACAGACACUGA